Molecule: messenger RNA, 1155 nt
Organism: Lolium rigidum
Lineage: Eukaryota; Viridiplantae; Streptophyta; Magnoliopsida; Poales; Poaceae
Exons: 4
Coding region: 1-897 (298 amino acids)
Molecular function (GO): DNA-binding transcription factor activity
Source: RefSeq, a predicted model, not a curated record
AUGGCUGCCCACACCCAGGUGUUCCCCCCGGUCCAGCACCAGCAGCAGCUUGCGGCGGCGCAUGCGCCGCAGCCGCUGCCGCCGGUUCAGCCUAAGCCGACGAGGGCGUCGCUGUCGUACGAGGAGAUCUCCAAGCUCUUCUCCCUCCCCAUCGCCGAGGCCGCCUCCAUCCUAGGCGUCUGCACCAGCGUCCUCAAGAGGAUUUGCCGCACACACGGGAUCGUCAGGUGGCCCUAUCGGAAGAUUGUUUCGGGGAAGGCUGGUGAUUCUGCUGAAAGAGAGAAAGCCAAGGAACUUCUUGAGUUGUCAAGAAUUGCAAAACAAAAGGACUCUUCUGGCUCAUCAACGACGUCAUCGGUUGCCUUCCAAGGAGUGCCAAAAUCUCAACAAGGCAGUGCAAGUGCAAAGGCAGGACAAGUGCCAGGUAGACAAAAUGCACCAAAUGGAUCACAAAGCUUGUUCUCGGUUAGCCAACCCAAAGACAUCCCCACCUAUAUGGAUGAUUUCAAGUACGGAUUCCCCUCAUCUGGCCUGUCUUCUGAAACUCUGAAAUGGUGGGGGACUGACAGCCACACAGAGACUGCUGCAGCGAAAGAUGAUGUCCGGGAAGCCCCUGAAUCAACAAAUGAGGCAUCAAAAGGUAUGACCGAUGAUGAGUUAGACUGGGGAGCAGAUGAACCCGAAGCUGAUGCCGAUGCCGAUGGAGUGGCUACAACCGAUCCAUCGGCGCAGCUCUGCUCCCUUAGGAGAAAGGCAGCAGGUGAUGGGCGCAGGCUAUUGAAUGGCGACACUGGCAGGGUUGAGCAAUUGUGCAGACUGAACAAGAGGCAGAAGAUUAUUCUGGCCCAGGUGUUUGGAGCUUCACUGCCAGAACAGUGGAGGAGCAAGCUAGCCUGAAUAUUUUGCUUGCUGUUGUACCAUGUGCAACUCUAGUGAGUGUAGUAACCGAUAUGGUUUGUCCCCUUCUUGAUGUAGCUUACAUUUAUCAAUUUGUGAGAACUGAAAAAUAUGCCGAAGAAUGGUAGAAGCUCUACUUGACUAGAUAUAGUUUAUGUUGUCUUGGAAAUUCAACUCAGCUCCAGAGCUCAUAUGCAUUUGCAUGAACAGUAAAUUGAAAGUAAAUAGUAAGAAAAUCGAAAUUAUUUUGGCAACAAA